AUGCAGAAACGGGUGUCAACAAAUCCUAGGGAUAGAAUCGCAGGUUUAGCGUACCUUGUUGACACAGUGGCUAUCCCGACAUAUGACACCACACAAUCGGAAGAAGACGCUUGGCUGGCCCUCAUCAAUGCCAUGUCAUUCAAGUCUCGAGCGGAGCUGCUCUUCCUAUACCCUAAACCUGGGAAUGGAAAGAAACAUUGGCAACCUUCAUGGGAGCAGGUGAUGACAGAAAUGCCCCUGCGUCAUGACGAAUUAGGAGCACGGAUUUUUCGGAAGGACGAAACUGAUGACGACUGCGUGUGUUAUUCCAACGUUAUCAACUCUGACGAAGUACGGGGACUUGCCAAAGAAUCAAAAGGUGGCCCUCGACAGGGAGAGCUGAUUAUCGAAAAGGGCACUUCAACUAGGAGAUCCUGUCCUCUGGAGAUCAUCGCUGACCAUGGAUAUCCAAUACCGGAUGGCUCUUAUACACUCCUAGCCAGCAAAGGAUACAGCCAUUGGGUCAUUGGAGAAAUGCAGGAGGGCAAGUUUAAGAAACGGUCAGUGUUUCGCAUGGCGGACGAUAGUGAAAGAGAGAUGCUUGAGGUCCUUGGAGUUGGGGAAUACGGUGACAUAUCUCUAUGCUGA
Messenger RNA from Desarmillaria tabescens, 627 nucleotides. RefSeq lists its product as uncharacterized. The record is from RefSeq and is a predicted model, not a curated record. The transcript has a single exon. NCBI's taxonomy places the organism in Eukaryota, Fungi, Basidiomycota, Agaricomycetes, Agaricales, Physalacriaceae. The coding region runs from base 1 to 627 and encodes 208 amino acids.